CAACUACGACAGCAUAUGCUAGACAGCCAGACAACCCAUCCAGGCACCUCAACACCUGUGAUUUUCAAACCGCCUAGUAUUUUGUGCAAAUAAUGCACAGUCUCCCUUGCUGGAUAAUCAUUUAUUAGGUUGCCAGCCGUUCUUUAUUCUAGUUUCAGCUGGACUUCAUCUGGUUUCUCCCUUGUACUUCUCCCCAAACGCUCUGAAACUGCCCAACGUUAUCCGCCAGUCGAAGGCUACGUCAGGCGUGGUUAAUAAAACCCUCAUAACGAUUUAGUUGGACGCUUCUCUUGGGUCCACAACUCCAAAGGGCGUUCCAUAUGGCUGCAGCCGUCUACGAGGGCGUCGCAGGAGGUGGUGACUUGUUCCAGGGACAAAAGUUCUUCAUUUCGCAGCGCGUUCCGGCGCGGACUGAAUUAAUUAAAAAUGUACAGCGCAAUGGGGGCUUCGUGGUUCCGCUGGAAAAGAAUGCAGACGUGCUGAUUGCGGAUCACGCAAAGCCCACGCUUGCACCUGCAAGUUCUGUCUCGUGGAAAUACCUGGAGCAGAGUAUGAAAAAAGGGGAGCUAGAGGAUUUAGAGGCUCAUCGAAUAAAUUCCCCUGGCAAAACUAGGCUUCCAGGUGGACCACAGAAAUUGACCCGAACGCCUUUCAGAUACGAAGAUAGCAUGGCCAUUAGUAUUUGGGUUGCCAAAGCUGAACGAAUUGGCCUUGCUGUCAGAGGAAAUGAGGUCUAUGAGCAGUUCGCAGAGAAGAAUCCUCGGCAUACUGCACAAUCAUGGCGUGACCAUUGGAUAAAGCAACUGUCUUCCAAACCUCGACCAGAGAUAGACAUGAACAGUACAGACUGGCCAGUGAAAAGAAAGGAAGAUAGGCCGCGCCGGGCCAUUCCAUCUGCAACUCGGUCUGAAAACGUCGCAACUACACCGAAUGCUUCAGGUGCAAGAAGACCUACGCCGGGCAGCCCCUCCUUACCUGUCGCUUCUUACUCGCCCGAAAAUGAACACGCAUCCACAGAGGAAGCCCCGAUCACAAAGGAUGUCCCAUUCACAGAGGAGGACAUUGAAACACUAGAAGGGGAGUAUUCUGACCUUGUCAAAAUUACCCCAGGGACAUUGGUCUACGCUUGGGAAGUCUUUGCCAAUAUCCACAGAAGGCACACAGCAGGCGAUUGGUGCAACUAUUACCACAAUGUUUUCAAGCCACGCAAAUGCCAAGAAGACGAGGAGAAAGAGUCAAAUGUGGUAAAUCCCAAGCCCGAUCGGGGACAGGUCUCUACUCCCAAAACCUACAUAACCCCAGUUCGCGCUGCUGCGUCUUCAAGGUCACCCACCGAAACUAGAGGCACAGCACGUCACCGCAAACUAGGCGAGGACGGGGCCAUUUCAAGCAAGUCCCCAGAAUCUGUGACUUCAAAAGAUCAGUCUCAAGUUGGCGCCUCCUCCGAUAAAGCAAAAUUCUUGGAGAAUUUGAAGGAAUUGUCAAGCGCCAUCGGAUGCGAGAUUGAACCUUCCUUCAACCUGUAUGGACGCAAUUUUGAAUUAUAUGAUCUCUGGAGUGUGGUCAACAAGCCGGAGUUUAGAGGGUUUCAAAAAGUCGAGGAAGCAGAUGGAUGGUUGCAGGUUGCCUUAAAGCUAGGAAUCAAUACUUACAGGUAUGAAAUGGCACACACCGCUCUAAAACAGAAGUAUCGCGACAAGCUUGUCGACUUCGACACCCAUAUAUCUGCAAAGAAAAACUGCGAGAAAGGACGCACAUUUCCUACAAAAUCCACAGAACCAGUCACGCCAGUGACAGCUAGUUCUGCGAGGAAAGAUAGAGAGAUGAAAGAACGUGCCUCUGUUACAAAAUCCACGGAACCAGCCACGCCAGUGACAGCUAUUCCAAGGCAAACCCAUGAACAAGCUCAUAUUCUCUCAAGUGGUGUGCGCACCCCAAAGACCUUGCGGCAAGCUACGGUGUCACCUCAAGAAUCAGCAAAUAAGGACGUUGCAGCCCAGAGGAUCCGACAAUCACUAGGCCAUGGAGAAUUGGCAUUUUUGCAAAGCAUAAGUGAAUUUGCUUGGGAUUGUUUGCCCGAUCCCGUUACCUUUGAGCCUAUUGUUUCCAAGCGUAGAAUCCGUCUGUUCAACGUGUGGACCGCUUCUCUCCCACUUCUUGCCCAUUUUGACGAUAUCGAAAGCACAGAAGUCUGGGACGACUUUGCGACCCAAUUGGGGUUCGAAACCUCGGCCCACCCCAGUGCGCCUGAUGAGCUCCGGCAGAUAUGUGAAGAUUUUCUAAUGGAUUUCUACGAAUUUUUCAUUCAAAGAGAACAGGAAAAAAUAAAGGAAGAAGAAGCUGUGCGCCAGCAACCUGAGGAGCAGGGGCAAUCUGAAGAAGAGGUCGAGGAAAGCAGCGAUGACAAUCCGGAGCCUCCUUCCUUAGCCUUCCAGACUGCUGGUCGCGAAAGGCAAAAGCGACCUCAUGACCAGGACAGCAUAUCUGCAGUCGUGGAACCGAGGCCUACUUCCAGUCACAGUCACAGCAAGCGACCACGGAUCUCGAAAGGCAAAGAGAGGGCAGAUGAAAUCCCUUCGACGCCUGAACAUAUCUAUAAUGGCCAUCUGAACAAUGAUGGAAAAUUACCAGACCACCCAAAUGCCCAAAACAAGAAACUCAUCGAAACUAAUAUUGAAUACUUUGCCCCGCCAUCUUCGUCGGAGGAACUCGGUUCUUCUCCGACACGCCAACUUCGGUCGGAGGCCAUAGACUACACUCCUCCCUCUCAGAAAAACAAUGACGAAGAGGCAACGCAAUUACAGAGUGAAUCACAAUGCAACGAGGGGGUAGACGAGUUCGUCGAACGUUGUAGUGUUGAGGGAUUUGAUAUCGAAACUAUUAAACAAGUGUUGAAAAUUACCACAAUGGAAGUUGAGCUUGCGGAGAGACUGCUUUCAGAUUAUGCCAAUGGAUUGGAAAUCCCGAAAAAUGUCGCCGGGGUCUGGACUGAAGAGGAUGAUAAUGGGGUCAAGGGUCACAUGCAAUCUCGCGGUUAUAAGCGAUCUCUUAAGAAGCAUGGCGAAAUCAGAUGCUUGAAGCGGAAAGAAUUCCUGGAAGACUGGGAGAAAUGCGUGAGAGCCUCAGAGAAAGUCCAGGCGGAUGCGUAAGGAACAUGCAGUUGCUAUAUUCAGAGCUGCAGCGGUUUGGCGAUUUUAGUACCCAUGAUAGCUUUCGCUCUCAAUUUAGUGGGGGGUGCUGGCGCUUCGUUGUUGGUCUGGCAGGGAUGGCUUAAUUUACCAGAGUAUUGUGCACCAGCGCCGUAGGCGCCAGUUUGUGACUCUGCCUGCCGCCGUAAGUAGUCAUGUGUUUAAACCCGUAAACAUAUGACGAAAUCCAAACCUGGUAAACGCCCGUAACCACCCGUAGCAAGUAGUAGAAUAGUAGUAUAGAUAGUAUUUCUAAUUAAUAUCACAC
Molecule: messenger RNA, 3456 nt
Organism: Pseudogymnoascus destructans
Lineage: Eukaryota; Fungi; Ascomycota; Leotiomycetes; Thelebolales; Thelebolaceae
Exons: 4
Coding region: 321-3149 (942 amino acids)
Biological process (GO): regulation of DNA-templated transcription; telomere maintenance via telomere lengthening
Cellular component (GO): shelterin complex
Molecular function (GO): telomeric repeat DNA binding
Source: RefSeq, a predicted model, not a curated record